AUGGCAUCACCACCCCACCCCCUCGCGCACUUCACCAAACUCUCCUCCUCAAUCUACCUCCACGAACCGCAAACCCUCCCCCCAACCGACGACGCCCCCACCGACGCCCAAAAUGGCGCCCCCAAAACCAUCAUCCUCGCCUUCUGGAUGAACGCCCCCGCGCGCGCCCUCGCCAAAUACGUCGCCGAGUACCGCCGCCUGGCACCUACCGCGCGCAUCAUCUUCAUCCUCAGCUCCUCCAACGACUUCAUGCUACGGUUUACCAAGUGGGCGCAGGAAGCGCGCCUCGCCCCAGCCGUCAAAGCCCUUCUCGCCUCUUCCCCCUCCCCAUCUUCCCCUUCCACCUUGGAAGAGGGGGGAAACAACACCAACAACCCAGUCUACAUCCACAUGUUCUCCAACGGCGGCGUCUUCACCACCAUCCACCUCCUAGCAGCCUACCGCAAAGCAACAGGCGGCACUCCGCUGCGCGUCUCGUCCACAGUAAUCGACAGCGCCCCCGGCGAAGCAACCGUAACAGCAGCCGUAAAGGCACUAUCCUUCUCACUCCCGCGCACAUGGAUCCUCUACUUCCUGGGCCGCUUCCUGCUCCGCGUCUUCUUCACCGUGGGGUUCCUCAUGCGAAAAGUCAGCGGCGCGCCGGACGCGGUGAAGGUCGCGCGCAGGGCGAUCAACAGCGCUCGGCUGGUGCGCGGGCCUGUCGCCUCCCCCUCUUCAUCCUCCUCCCCGGCGGGUCUGAACACGCUUCCUCGUCGGUGCUAUAUCUAUUCCGAUGUGGAUGAGCUGGUCGAUUGGAGGGAUGUGGAGAGACACGCGGAUGAUGCGGAGGCGAAGGGGUGGAAGGUUCGGAGGGAGAAGUUUCUGGGCACGGAUCAUGUUGCUCAUAUGAGGGUCGAUCCGGAGAGGUAUUGGGGGUUGUGA
This is a messenger RNA of Aspergillus campestris IBT 28561, 921 nucleotides long. RefSeq names its product TMEM53 family protein. Lineage: Eukaryota; Fungi; Ascomycota; Eurotiomycetes; Eurotiales; Aspergillaceae. The transcript has a single exon. The record is from RefSeq and is a predicted model, not a curated record. Bases 1 to 921 code for a protein of 306 amino acids.